Coffea eugenioides is the source of this 603-nucleotide messenger RNA. RefSeq names its product protein LURP-one-related 11-like. The record is from RefSeq and is a predicted model, not a curated record. The transcript is spliced from 3 exons. Lineage: Eukaryota; Viridiplantae; Streptophyta; Magnoliopsida; Gentianales; Rubiaceae. Bases 1 to 603 code for a protein of 200 amino acids.
AUGGCUCGACUUUAUCCUCAACCAUCUUCUUCUUCAUCUUCCUCUUCCUCUUCCUGCUACAUUACCUCUAGAAGGGAAUCAUUUACUUUAUGGAUGAAAUCCCUUGUAUUCCAUGGCAACGGAUGCACGGUUUUUGAUUCCGACGGUAAACUCGUCUACCGCAUCGAUAACUAUGGCCAAAAAUAUAGCCGGGAAGUUGAUCUCAUGGACGUUGGGGGCAACGUACUCUUUUCUAUACGACAAAAGAAAAUGCCAGUUUUUGGACAUUGGGAUGGCUAUAGACGGAGUGAUGCUGAAGUAAACAAGAGGACACCAAGCUUUCAAGUCAGAAAAAUUCGGAAUGUUCUCAAAGGAGGCAUGCGUACCUAUGUUGUUUCUGGAACUGAGACAAGCAGCUAUCAAAUGCGAGGAUUACCAGAAAAAUCAGCAUUUAAAAUAACGGACACAAAUGGCAAAGCUGUUGCCGAGGUAAAACAAAAGCAAUCAUCUUCAGGAGUUAAUUUUGGUGAGGAUGUAUUGAGUCUAGUAGUGGAACCUCAAGUAGAUCACUCCUUAGUCAUGGCUCUUGUGAUCGUCUAUGAGUUGAUCAAUCACAAAUUAUGA